AUGAAGAAGAGUGGACGCGGUGACGGAGGACGCGGUGAGGCGUCACGUCAGUCGCGUCAUGUGCAAGGUAUGGAGCCUGAGGAGCACAAGGACCUGGAAACAGUCGUCCGCGACGGUCAGAGGGCGAAGAAGGCUGCUCGCGAUAGCGAGGCAGUGCAAGAUGGGGACGUCGAGGCGUCUGCAGUUCAAGAUCAGCCUGCUGUAGGAUCGCAAACUCAGGAGGAAGAAGUUUCCCCUGAGCUCCAAGGUUCGACGGAGGUGAAUUCUGGGUCGCGGAUUCCUGACGAGCACACCCGCGAGGGUGGUGCUCAGGCGUCUGAGGGAUGCGCCAAUGCGGUUGUGCCCCCGGAGGUGAUUGACUUGGUCUCAUCUUCGGACGAGUCUGUUGUGGAAGUGAAGCCGGAGCCCGUGCGAGCGAAGAAGGAGGCGAAGACUCAGAGUUGCAAGGUGAAUUCUGGGCUCGCACCACCUGAACCCAGAGUUUCAGCGCCAAGUUCGCAAGCGGCACCCGGGAAGACGCCUGAAAGCGACAUCCGGGAGCUGCUGCGCCUGUUCCGGAAUCGGGAGCAGCGGCGUUGGACACUGAGAGCAUGGUGCUACGUGAAUUCUGGGAAGGUGACGCCCCCGAGUGUCGUCUAUGAAUGGCCGACCCCGAAACCGGACGCCAACUCGUACUUCGCGGCCGCGUACGCAACGGGAGACUACUUCAAGUGGCGUUUGGCUCUGGCGAACCAAGAUGAAGCCUGGAUCUCUAAGUUUCACCUCGCCCGGUAG
Molecule: messenger RNA, 774 nt
Organism: Phytophthora sojae
Lineage: Eukaryota; Oomycota; Peronosporomycetes; Peronosporales; Peronosporaceae
Exons: 2
Coding region: 1-774 (257 amino acids)
Source: RefSeq, a predicted model, not a curated record